Molecule: messenger RNA, 6823 nt
Organism: Lemur catta (Ring-tailed lemur)
Lineage: Eukaryota; Metazoa; Chordata; Mammalia; Primates; Lemuridae
Gene: UBASH3B
Product: ubiquitin associated and SH3 domain containing B
Exons: 14
Coding region: 468-2312 (614 amino acids)
Biological process (GO): platelet aggregation; negative regulation of bone resorption; peptidyl-tyrosine dephosphorylation
Cellular component (GO): cytoplasm
Molecular function (GO): protein tyrosine phosphatase activity; protein binding
Source: RefSeq, a predicted model, not a curated record
CUUUUCCUUUUUGAUCCAUUCAAAAAUUACUCAUUGCAAAUUCCCGGACUGCUAGGAGCGGAGCAGGAGGGGGGCGGAGGAGAGAGGGCUGCUGCGGGCGCAGUGCUGGGGGCACCCGGGAGCCGCGGCGGCUGCCGGCCGGUCCCGUGGAAGCUGCUGGCCGCGCUCUGGCUCCGGUGGCCUCACCAGGAAGCGUCAGAGUCUCGACACGGGGAAGCUCGGAGCGCCGCCUCCGCCGCCGCCGCCUCCCGCCCGGCGCUCGGUCCCCGAGCCCCCUCCCCUGCCCCAGCCGGACUCCCGCCUCCUUCCCGGACCAUCCGGCUCGGGCGCCCUCCCGGCGAUGGCCGGCCGCUGAGCCAUGGCUCAGUACGGCCACCCCAGCCCGCUCGGCAUGGCUGCGAGAGAGGAGCUGUACAGCAAAGUCACCCCCCGGAGGAACCGCCAGCAGCGCCCCGGCACCAUCAAGCAUGGAUCGGCGCUGGACGUGCUCCUCUCCAUGGGGUUCCCCAGAGCUCGCGCACAAAAAGCCUUGGCAUCCACAGGAGGAAGAAGUGUUCAGGCAGCAUGUGACUGGUUGGUUAUUCUCCCACGUCGGUGACCCCUUCCUGGAUGACCCCCUGCCCCGGGAGUACGUCCUCUACCUCCGCCCCACCGGCCCCUUAGCACAGAAGCUCUCUGACUUUUGGCAGCAGUCCAAGCAGAUCUGCGGGAAGAACAAGGCACACAACAUCUUCCCCCACAUCACCCUCUGCCAGUUCUUUAUGUGCGAGGACAGCAAGGUGGACGCCCUGGGGGAAGCCCUGCAGACCACCGUCAGUCGCUGGAAAUGUAAGUUUUCAGCCCCGCUGCCCCUGGAGCUAUAUACCUCCUCCAACUUCAUCGGCCUCUUCGUGAAGGAAGAUAGCGCCGAGGUCCUCAAGAAGUUUGCCGCUGACUUUGCUGCGGAGGCUGCAUCCAAAACCGAAGUACACGUGGAACCUCAUAAGAAGCAGCUGCACGUGACCCUGGCUUACCACUUCCAAGCCAGCCACCUACCCACCCUAGAGAAACUAGCCCAGAACAUUGACGUCAAGCUAGGGUGUGACUGGGUGGCGACUAUCUUUUCUCGGGAUAUCCGAUUCGCUAACCAUGAGACAUUACAGGUGAUCUACCCCUACACCCCACAGAAUGAUGACGAGCUGGAACUGGUCCCCGGGGACUUCAUCUUCAUGUCUCCGAUGGAGCAGACCAGCACCAGUGAGGGCUGGAUCUAUGGCACGUCCUUAACCACCGGCUGCUCUGGACUCCUGCCUGAGAAUUACAUCACCAAGGCCGACGAAUGCAGCACCUGGAUAUUUCAUGGUUCGUACUCAAUCUUAAAUACAUCAUCGUCCAACCCUCUCACAUUUGGGGAUGGAGUCUUGGAGAGGCGGCAGUACGAGGACCAGGGACUGGGGGAGACGACGCCCCUGACCAUCAUCUGCCAGCCCAUGCAGCCUCUGAGGGUCAACAGCCAGCCUGGCCCUCAGAAGCGAUGCCUGUUUGUGUGUCGGCACGGUGAGAGGAUGGACGUUGUGUUUGGGAAGUACUGGCUGUCCCAGUGCUUUGAUGCCAAAGGCCGCUAUAUUCGCACCAACCUGAACAUGCCUCAUAGCUUACCUCAGCGGGGUGGUGGUUUCCGGGAUUACGAGAAAGAUGCUCCAAUCACCGUCUUCGGAUGUAUGCAAGCAAGACUAGUGGGUGAAGCCUUAUUAGAGAGUCACACGGUUAUCGACCACGUCUAUUGUUCCCCAUCCCUACGCUGCGUUCAGACUGCACACAAUAUCUUGAAAGGUUUACAACAAGAAAAUCACUUGAAGAUCCGUGUAGAGCCUGGCUUAUUUGAGUGGACCAAAUGGGUUGCCGGGAACACAUUACCUGCGUGGAUACCUCCAUCGGAGUUAGCUGCGGCCAACCUGAGUGUUGAUACAACCUACAGACCUCAUAUUCCAGUCAACAAAUUAGUGGUUUCAGAAUCCUAUGACACUUAUAUCAGUAGAAGUUUCCAAGUAACAAAAGAAAUAAUAAGUGAAUGUAAAAGUAAAGGAAAUAACAUUCUGAUUGUGGCCCACGCAUCUUCCCUUGAAGCAUGUACCUGCCAACUUCAGGGCCUGUCACCUCAGAACUCCAAGGACUUUGUACAAAUGGUCCGAAAGAUCCCAUACCUGGGAUUUUGUUCCUGUGAAGAAUUAGGAGAGACGGGAAUAUGGCAGCUGACAGAUCCACCCAUCCUUCCUCUGACCCAUGGACCAACUGGGGGCUUCAACUGGAGAGAGACCUUGCUCCAAGAAUGAACCACAGGGGCGAAUGAGAAGAAAAGGGCUUUUGGAGACGUGUCUUUUGUUGUGUUUGGUAACAGUGAGAAAAUCUGCAGCACACUCCAAGUGGACAGCUCAGAAUAAUUUAGCAUAUUUCCUUUCACGCUUAAAGUUCUUAUAAUGAGACCAUACGUGAGAAAAAGACUUAAUUCAGAGAAAAAAAAAUUGUUCUCUCUGAACUCUUGCCUAGCUAACAAGGCUUUGGAGAAUUGUCUUCCUGAAUCCGGGCACCUGCUGCAGCAGAGGACAUUUUCUGCCUUCCACCUAUGCACGGCUAAGAAGUCUCACUCCUCCCAAAGGGAGCUGCCAGCCCGCCGCAAGGGCUGCAAGAGGAAAGAGGAUGCCCAGAAUCCCGCUGGGGGAGCGUUGAGCUGCCAGUUUGGGGAUGGAAUUUUCUUUUGAACUCCAUUUUCCAGUUAGGCAGAGCCAAGCUGAGGAAUCCUUUUAAGGUUAUUAGAAAAUAUGCCCUGAAGAGAGUUGUUCUUAAGUUAAACAUCAAAUUCUACUCUCAGUAGACCCCAUACACCGGUGUCGCUGGCUCAAGACACCUGCUUGAGGAUGCUAACGUUUGCCUUGGUACCGCCACACUUUCUCCACAGCGGCUGGCCCUUCUUGCUACAGCCUGUCCCCUUUGCUUCUGUCUGUGAAAUGGGGAGACAAAGCACUUUUGGAUACUCAGGAGGAAGAUAAGAUAAAGGUGUGAAGUAUUCAAUCAUAGACACAGAGAACUUGCAAAAUGUAAAGUGACUUGGAAUUACCCGUAUUGUAGCCUAAGGAGCCACCACACUUCUAAAUCACCAUUAUUCCUUUGCCUUUGCCCCUAGACUCUAGACUAUGUUAACUAGUUAAGGAUUUUUGACCUUUUGAAGGGAUAUAUGUUAGAUACAUUACUUGAGUUAGCAAGAAGCUCAUUCUGUGCAAUACGGACGUCUUUAUGAACCAUAUCAAGGGUCAGGUUGUUGGACACUUACAGUACAUGUCAACCACAGCAGAACAUCCACAAAUGCAUCGGUUAUACCAGGGAUGUAUAAUGAAGUCAGGGAACUAAUUUAAAUGAUGACAGUCACGACUGCACUGCUGCCUGUGCUAUUGGUUUUUGUUUGUUUUUCUAUGAUAAUUUAAGAUAUAUAGGUAGGGCUAUUUAGAACAUUUGGAAAGCCACAUCCUGUGGUUUCUCAAUACACCUACUUCCUGCAUUUAGAGGGAGUUUAUUUAAAAGAAAAAUAAAUGACAAUCAAACCAAAACACAAGUUAUCAAUGUUCAUUUAAUUGUGUGACUGGUAGACUGUGGAUGGCCACAGACAAGGGUCUGGUAUGGUAUAGUCACUCUGUAGAAUAUGUGUGCAAAGUGAAAUCCCAGCCAUUUAGAGAGAACAUUAGGUAGUGUAAAACAGAUCUAUACAUAUUGUAGCAACAAGGAAUACAUUUCAAAACCCAGAUGCAUAAAACAUGGUAUUUAAAAGUAGAUCUGUGCUCGCAUUUGAAACUGGAACUUGAUGGCCCCUGGACAGAAGAGGAAGUGAAAGGAUGUUGGCUAUAGAUGUUAAUCAGCAAAAGGAGUAUGGAUGUAUGUUUUAAGUCACUUGGAGGGAAAUAUGUCAUGAAUUUUACGUUUUAAGAGACAGAUCGUGGUUUCUUUUAACAUUGCACAAACAGUGAUCCAGCUUCUGGGUAUGGAAAUACUCCUGUACUGACAUGUUUAUGUAAAUGUUUUAGCUUUAAAAUGUAUUGGGGGGAAGAUUACUCCCACUAAACAUCUUAAGAGAAAAGUCACAUUACAACUAAUGUAAUGUUGAUACCAUUUAUUCUUCUGGCAUUUGAAAUGAAGCAAAUUCACUGUUUAAUUAGAUCUAUUAUCUUUAUUAGGUACAUAGCAAAUUUUUGUGGGCUCUGAGUGCUUGGAAUAAUGUUUGAACACCUCAUAUCAGAUCUCCUUGAAACUGCAGCGAUGUGUUCUGGGCAGCAUCUUGUAGAAAAUACAGCCCAGAACUGGCUCUCGGCUCCAUCUCUCCCAGUUGUCUUAGUCCUGUGAUGAUCUGAUAAAUUGGUUUGACUGGGCUACAAUUCACUGUCUUUAGUCCAACAUGGACACAACCUUAGGCAAUGGUCUAUGUGAGCUAAAGGAGGCAGAGAUCUGAAAUAAUAUUCUGAAUAAUUAAGUGCAGGAAAGAGUUUAUUCCUAGGCUUUAAUUAUCCAAAUGACUUAUCAAAAUGGCCUGAGUGAUCGGAAUUCCCAUUAAAUUCUCAUGGCACAUUUACCUAUUUAAGAAACUAAACUUGGACUGCAACUGAGAAAUGCUUUGGAAAUCAUGUUGAAUCUAUGUAUAAUAGAGGGAACAGACUAUUACCUGAUUUUAUACCAUCCAAACAUACUAGGUUGAUAUUACAACCUGAAGUUGAGGCUGGUGUUUUUUGAUCUAAGCCGAUGCUUAUUAGAAUAAAUGAUGGGUGGGGAGUGGAGAGGGAAGGAAGGACAAGAAAGGAAGGAAAUGGCAGUUUAGAAUCAAAUGGUUUCUAGUAUAGAGAAAUUUUUUUUUUAAUGUAGAAAAUUUUCUGAAAUAAACUAGGUGAAAUGAAAUUACCUGAAGGAUUUAAUCUGGGAUUGAAAGUCUGAAACAGUUUCCUGCUUCAAAAGCAUGCCACAUCAAUCUGCUAAUGCCCCAGUAUUAUUAUUCAUAGAUGGGACUUUGCUGUCCGUGAUUUUAAAAUACCACAUCCAUUCCUCCUAGUCCUCCGUGGACAGGAAUAAUUGGCACAUUUUAAUGCAUAAGCUGGGGGUUUCAGUUUCCCAGGCUCUCUUCACCAUUGCUGCGUUGGUAGCUAGGAGCUUAUUGCUUCGCCCCAGUAUGGAGUUCAGAUCACAGUGUUUCCCGUCACAUUUAGAUUCAUAGAAUCUGAAUGGCUGAUUAAAUGGCCAUGUGAUGGCUGAAAGAGGGGGUAUUUUUCACCCUGUAGUGAAAGGCUUGGAGGAGUUUCUACUUUUUAUUUUAAUUAUACUUUAACCAAAGAAUUAUUUUAAAGUAAGCUUAUAUUUGAAAGAUGAUUUUGCAAAAAAUAAAAAAUAAAAACUAUAUCUUCUGGAGUGAUGUCAGUUUGUGAUGAUCAUCGUUGAUAACUUCCUUGUUAGUGGUAUUUGGAGUGCAUAUAGAUUGUCUUCCCAUUGUGCUCAGCAUUACCAUAAAUGUGUCUUUUCCACUCAACUAGCUGUAUUCGUAUUAAAAUGAAGUCUCUUAUUUCAAUUGCUUAAUGUCAUUGGGAAAAUUGAACAGCCACAGUAAGAGAAGUUCCUAUCUUGUGGCCUUUGUGGAAAGGCUUCCCUGUGUGGUAAAAGGAAGGCAUUCCUCCGUAACCUAGGCACUCUGCAACCCCAGGGUUUAAUUUAAAAGCAGUGAUGAAUUGCUCUUUUGAAAUUACUCUAAGUAAUGCAUGUGUUAGAAUACAGAUGAACCUCCGUUUCAUUCUCACAGGCUUCCGCACAGUCAACUGUACCGAAUCUGCACGAACUUAGAUAAUGAGGUGCAGGGUUAUUUGCAUUUAAAUUGUAAUCCAGCACACGUGUGAGAAAGAAGAGGCGCCAGUCUAACAAGGCUGCCUUGCUGGGCGGGAUGAGACUGGCAGAGGAGGAGGAGGAGGAGGAGGGGGGUGGGGAAAAGAGCGAUUUAACAUCUAUUUAGGUUAAUGUUCACUGUUCCAAAGGUGUUGGGGGAUAUUUUGUUAGGUGAUGGCAGAAUGCUUUUCACUUUUAAACAUAGGAUUAAAAUUGGAUUCGCUUCUCUUUAAUACUUCAACAUAAUUGAAUUUCCCUAGGAAAGUGAUGAGCUAUAAUGAAAAUUCAAGGGAUGGGGGGAAAAAGAUUAUCUCUAAAUGAAGAGGAAGACUUGAUUUUUAAAUACGUAUAAUAUUAGGUAUGGUGUAUGUAGGUUUAAAAUUAUAGUGAUGAGUAGUCAAACUUAAUAUACAAUCAGUUCUCACAAAUAUUUUACACGGUACCAGUUAGCUGCUGUUACACAAAAAUUGGAAUUUUGCAGCUGUUCAACUGUUGGUGGACUCUGUACAGGAUAGAUAUGUAUCAUGGGCAAUGUAUACUGCUUCUUUGAUUGCCACCCAAGAUGGGAACACCAUCGCAAGGCAUUUUGGUUAUGCAGAGACCAUUCUAAGCUUGCUAUUUUGGAGAGGUAUAUUGAUUUCUUUCUCAUGUAUAAGGCUAUUGUAUAAUUUUUUUUUCCUUGUGAUUCAGGUGUAUUUAUUUGAAAAAUGUUUGUAAUUAUGACAAAGAAAACCAUACCUAACUGUAUUGCCAAAUUCCUUGUAAACUAUCUGUAAAGCUUUUGUGCUUUUCUGGCUGAGAGCUCUCUCCUCUUGAUACAGCUAUGGCAUCACUGUAAUUAGUUCAUUCCCUUUCAGGAGCAUCUCCGUUUAAGUCGUUCAUAGAUGAUUUAAUAAAGAGAAACUGUGUUCUUAGUUGACCAGAGCAAUCUCAUGUUAAA